UACGACAGUUUCCAGCAGCGGACGGCAUGACUCGUGCAAGCAUGAUUGCGUGGUGGUGUUGUUGACAAUUCUCUCCCUUCUCUAAGUUAUUGUAGGCUUUAUAACGCGUUUCAUAUUGUGAAUUGAGAGUGUCGACGUAACCGAAGAUAUGGGGAAGCCAAAAAAAAGACUGAUCUGAGCCGAGCAGAGUUGAUGAUGAUGACCAUUGCUGAUGUCAUCAAUCAGCUGGUCGAGGCGCAUGAAGAAGGAAAAGACAUCAACCUCAACAAGGUGAAGACCAAGUGCUCCGCUAAAUAUGGUCUGUCAGCCCAGCCUAGGCUGGUAGACAUCAUAGCUGCUGUUCCACCCCACUACCGACGUGCCCUGGUGCCUAAACUCAAGGCUAAACCUAUCCGCACUGCCAGCGGGAUCGCAGUAGUGGCAGUGAUGUGUAAACCCCAUCGCUGCCCUCACAUCAACUUCACAGGAAACAUCUGUGUCUACUGUCCAGGUGGGCCGGACUCAGACUUUGAAUACUCCACACAGUCUUACACUGGCUAUGAGCCGACAUCUAUGAGAGCCAUCAGAGCACGUUAUGAUCCCUACCUGCAGACCAGACACCGAGUGGAACAGUUGAAGCAGCUGGGCCACAGCGUGGACAAGGUGGAGUUCAUAGUGAUGGGAGGGACUUUCAUGGCCCUGGCUGAGGAGUACAGAGACCACUUCAUCAGGAACCUCCACGACGCCCUGUCAGGACACACCUCUAACAACGUAGCUGAGGCCGUCAGGUACUCAGAACGCAGUAACACCAAGUGUGUUGGCAUCACCAUUGAGACGCGUCCUGACUACUGUCUGAAGAGACACCUCAGUGACAUGCUGGGGUACGGCUGUACCCGGCUGGAGAUAGGGGUCCAGAGCGUCUACGAGGACGUAGCACGAGACACCAACAGAGGUCACACGGUGAGGGCGGUGUGUGAGUCGUUCCACUUCUCUAAAGACGCAGGUUUCAAGGUGGUCUCCCACAUGAUGCCUGACCUCCCUAACGUUGGUAUGGAGAGGGACGUGGAGCAGUUCAUAGAGUUCUUUGAGAACCCAGCGUUCAGGCCGGAUGGGUUGAAGCUGUACCCAACCCUGGUGAUCAGGGGUACGGGUCUGUACGAGCUGUGGAAGACCGGCCGCUAUAAGAGUUACUCCCCGUCUGCCCUGGUGGACCUGGUGGCUCGCAUCCUGGCACUGGUGCCACCCUGGACCAGAGUCUACCGCGUCCAGAGGGACAUCCCCAUGCCUCUGGUGAGCUCUGGAGUAGAGCAUGGUAACCUCAGAGAGCUGGCUCUGGCCAGGAUGAAAGACAUGGGGACCGAGUGUCGAGAUGUGAGAACAAGAGAAGUGGGUAUCCAGGAGAUCCAUCACAAAGUGCGUCCCUACCAGGUGGAGCUGAUCCGUAGAGACUACGUAGCCAACGGUGGCUGGGAGACCUUCCUGUCGUACGAGGACCCAGAACAGGACAUUCUGAUUGGUCUGCUGCGUCUGCGGCGCUGUUCCGCCCAAUCGUUUCGCCCCGAGCUGAAAGGGGGCGUGUCUAUUGUGCGUGAGCUGCACGUCUACGGCAGCGUGGUUCCGGUCAGCAGCCGAGACCCCAGCAAGUUCCAGCACCAGGGCUUCGGGAUGAUGCUGAUGGAGGAAGCAGAGCGGAUCGCCACAGAGGAACACGGCUCCGGGAAACUAGCCGUCAUCUCAGGUGUGGGAACUAGGAACUACUACAGGAAGAUGGGUUAUGAGCUGGAGGGACCAUAUAUGGUGAAACACCUGGAGGUGUCUGUAGGCAGACUGGGGAAUGAAAACCUGUUUUAGUGUCAUUGUUUUACCAAUACACGCACAAGACAUCUUUUUAUUUAUUAUUACUAGUACAUGAUUGUUACUUUGGAGAUGCUGCAGAGUACAUGAACGACAAUAUGCUUGUGGUAUCAGAGGGCGGAGUGAAUAGGUCUGUUUGGGGUAAGCUGAUCCUAUAUCACUUCUACCCAGAGUACAGAGUACGAGUCUUUAAAGGGAUACUUGGAGAUUUAGGCAACGAGCCCUUUAUAUCUACUUCCCCACGAGUUCAUCUGACUCUGGGGAAGUAGAAAAAGGGGCCUCAUUGCCAAAAUCCCGAAGUGUCCCUUUAAGCUUACUUUGAGAAACCGGUGGUCUAUGGUUCCUCAGUCAUUCAGCCGUAGUUCGGGAGUACUUUGUGAGAGUCUCCUCCAGCUUUAUGAGAUAAACAGCCUCCUAGUUAUCUUCCGGGUUUUAAUUCAUCAUGUUACCAGAAAGGUGGUGAUGAAGAGCAGUAUGAAUCACCCUUCAUUAACAGACCUGGCAGCAUCUAAAUGGACAGUGGGUGGGGAAGUCCUCUCUCUCUCUGAACAUGUUUUAUAAUCACAUGGUUUUAUAGGGCAGGAAAUUGAAUAGUGUUAUAUACAUGUUUCUUUUUAAACCCUCUCUGUUAAUCCGUGAUUUCCUGUUUUGGUUUUAUUUCAAACAUAAAUGUUACUUUUGUUUUGGUGUUGGACAUAUUUCAUUUGAAAUCCCUUUCAUCUGCUCAUGUUUCAUGGAAUAAAGUAUAUUUAACAGUUUA
Coregonus clupeaformis (lake whitefish) is the source of this 2593-nucleotide messenger RNA. RefSeq names its product elongator complex protein 3. The transcript is spliced from 14 exons. Gene Ontology annotation, cellular component: nucleus; elongator holoenzyme complex; cytoplasm. Gene Ontology annotation, biological process: tRNA wobble base 5-methoxycarbonylmethyl-2-thiouridinylation. The coding region runs from base 193 to 1830 and encodes 545 amino acids. The record is from RefSeq and is a predicted model, not a curated record. Gene Ontology annotation, molecular function: iron-sulfur cluster binding; acyltransferase activity, transferring groups other than amino-acyl groups. Lineage: Eukaryota; Metazoa; Chordata; Actinopteri; Salmoniformes; Salmonidae.